UUUCAUUCAUUUUUCAUGUUUUAUUUUUUAGACAGUAUGAGAUUGUUUUCGACAACUAUUGUCCGUUGUCAGCACACAGAUUGGGAUGCAUGUGAAAUGGCUCGAUUACAGGAACUUAAUGAAGCUAGACAAAGAGCAGCACAAAUGGAGAAAACAAUGCGUUGGUGGUCCGAAUGUACAGCUUCAUGGAGACAAAAAUGGAGUACGGUGAGGGACGAACGAAAUCGUUCUCGUGAGGAAGGAUAUUUAUUAAGGAUCGCAUUAGAGGAGGCAAAGGUAAAUUAUUAUUCUAAGUGUCUAAUAAUCUACUAUUCAGCUUCUCAUUUAAACAUACCUACACCUACACCAACAAUCACUAUAGAUGAAGAAUGUCAAGCAAAGCCAGAUACAGUUAGCACAAUGGUCAAUACCGAUCAAGAAGUGAAAAUAUUUCCUAAAUUAUUAGUUGGCUAA
Molecule: messenger RNA, 453 nt
Organism: Dracunculus medinensis (Guinea worm)
Lineage: Eukaryota; Metazoa; Nematoda; Chromadorea; Rhabditida; Dracunculidae
Source: the annotation of a GenBank genome assembly